AUGAGUGUUCAAGAAUUCAAAACGAUGCUCAAAGAAGAUACAUCGAAUCUCAUUGUUGUAUUGUUCACAAGGGAUGAAGAUAAGGAUGAUGACUUUAACAAAUACUUUGAAGAAUUAAAGAAGAAAAACAAUUACAAGUUUACAGUGUUUUAUGUACUUUAUGUACAGGAUGCUGCUGAAAUCUUUAAACAAUACGGCAUUACAGGAGUUCCAACAAUGAUUGGCUUCUUUAAACGAAAUAAAGUCGGAAGAAUUGAAGGUGGAGAUAAAGAUAAACUUGCCGAACUCAUUAAAAACAAUGAGCCACAACUAUAUAAAGGCAAGGCUCGCGUUAUUACUGAUGAUGGCAAAGAUGAUAGUGAAUAUCUUGAUAAAUUAAGACGUCUUGCUGAACAACAAGCCGCACAAAGACCACCAGCGCCAAAACCAUCCCCUAAAAAGCAAGCACAGCCUAAGUAUACUCCUCCUGCUUCUCCAGUUAAAAAAUCAAAUCCAAAAUGGGAUGAAACAAUAAGAAAUAACAUGCGUGGUGACCUUCUUGCAUUAGAGUCACUUGAUACAGAAGAGGAAAUCGACAAAUUACUUGAUUAUCUCGAAGCAAUCGGAAAAGCAAAUAUAAGUUUCGAUGAUGUUCAAGUUUAUUGCAUGGAUAUACGCGAUGGUAAAUUUACAAUACCAGACAAGAUCCCAGAACCUCAAAAUACUGAACAAGAACAAGAAUUUUCGAUCAAAAAGGAAUUGACUCGGAAACAGAAAGAAUUUGUCGAAUUCUACAAAGCGAUUGAUGUUGAUGAAAGCACUGCAUACAAUAUCGCAAAGGAUUUAGAAGAUAAUACAAGUGAAGACAGGUUGAUUGAGAAAUUAGGCGAAUUCAACGAUUAUUGUGAUAUUAUUCAGAACAAAUCAAUCGAAUUAUACGAUGGUUUCAUUUUACUUUGCGAAUAUUUCGAUAUUUCUACAUCAUUUAACGAAAUCAACGAAGGAAACCACAAAAACAUUGAUUCCGUUAAAGAAUACAUCAAAGAGUACAUCAAUAACCAGAAGAAUAAGUUCUUUGCAUCACAGAAAGUGAAACAACUCCUUAAUUCACCACGAUCUUCAUCAAUUUCACCAUUUGAUUAUGGAAAUGACAAAGAAGAAGAAGAACGAAUCAGAUGGGAGCGAGAAUUCGCAAUUCGAGAAGCAAAGAAGAAGCGUGAACAGCGUGAUGAAGAGAUCAGACACAAACUUGAGAUCGCAGAGAAAAUCAAACAACAGCGAGAAUCAAACAAAAGAAUUGAAGAACAAGAAAAGCGACAAAAACAAGAGAAUUCAUUAACAGCACAACAACUUUUGAACAAAGCACAACAGACGACAUCCAGUGGUUCUAAGUGCAAAGUCGCAUUGUUUGGAGAUGGUCAGACAUUCACAUAUUUGAUGGUUACAGGUGACACAGUUGAAUCUCUCUUCGCAAAGUUAUUUAACGAUUUCCCAGAAGCGAAAGAUAAAAACAUUGUUUUGUUGCAAGAUAAAACAUGCGAAGUUGUCGAAUACAAACUAACAAACACACUAUCAGAAAUCGGAGUGAAAGGUUUCACAAAGUUCAAAAUACAAGUCAAAGAAAAAGAUUCUCCACUCACACAAUCUCCAAAUGAAUAA
Molecule: messenger RNA, 1638 nt
Organism: Trichomonas vaginalis G3
Lineage: Eukaryota; Parabasalia; Trichomonadida; Trichomonadidae
Product: thioredoxin-like family
Exons: 1
Coding region: 1-1638 (545 amino acids)
Source: RefSeq, a predicted model, not a curated record